CAUAGGGGAUGCUUACGCACUCUGCUUUGACGCAGCAGCCUUAUUUAGGAAUGGGGGUUGAGGGUGGUGGUGGAAGUCGCUUUUUUGAGUGUAUCUGUAAAGACAAAGCAUGGCUGGGGGUGAGGAGGUGCUUUCUCCAAUUUCACAUCAGGAAGGACUGAGGCUGGAUUGGAGGGAGGCCAGGAGGGCUAGGGGACCCAGAGAUAAAAUUUCAAGAGAGGCCGUAAAGCCUAUGGCGUUCGGAAGAACAGAAGGAAGAGACUUGGAGGGAGACACUGAACCACAGACCCGCGUGACGAAGGAUAGUGGGUGCCAGCCUGGGCCACUAGCCAGUCCCUAGCCCAGGUGUCGGCAGCCACCCCAAAGGCAGGUCUGUGGUCCUCCCGCCCAGUCUGGGGGUGGGAGACACUGUCUUCAGGUGGGAGACUGUGCCUGGAGUAAGAAAGGUUCUUAAAUGGUUGUGGAAGUAAGCGAGGAAGAAAGGGAGGACGCCAGAUGAGAAGAAAGAGCGAGCAAGGAAGAAGGGAGGCAGGCAAAGAAGGCACUGGAAAGGAAUUCUCUGCACACGGUCAUCAUAAACAGACAGCGAUGCUCAGUCCCCCAGCGUGGAGGCUCCUCACGCAUCCUCCCAGCGGACAUUCCAGAGGAAGACCCACGGUCCUCCCCGCCCACGAUGGGCUCCGCUGCCCUCCCUUGCCUGAGCCUGCUGCUGCUGCUCUGGACCCAGCCGCCGCGGGCCCGGGGCCAAGAGUUCCGCUUUGGGUCCUGCCGCGCCAAGGGGGUGGAUCUGCAGGAACUGUGGGAGGCCUUCUGGGCCGUGAAGGACGCAGUGCAAGCUCAGGAUAACAUCACGAGUGCCCGGCUGCUGCGGCGGGAGGUUCUGCAGGACGUCUCGGAUGCUGAGAGCUGUCACCUCAUCCAAGCCCUACUGAAGUUCUACCUGAAUACUGUUUUCAAACACUACUACAAGAGAACAGUGGAAUUCAGGACGCUGAAGUCCUUCUCUACUCUGGCCAACAACUUUAUCGCCAUCAAGUCGCAACUGCGGCCCAGUCAGGAAAAUGAGAUGUUUCCCGUCACUGAGAGGGCACGUGGGCGCUUCCUGCUGUUCCAGAGAGCAUUCAGACGGCUGGACAGAGAGGCAGCUGUGACCAAAGCCUUUGGGGAAGUGGACAUUCUCCUGACCUGGAUGGAGAGAUUCUACCGGCUCUGACGCCCGGACCCGCAUCCUCUCCUCACCUGUUCCCUGUGUCAUUUCAAAUGGGCGUCCCUUCCCGCGCUGCCCUCUGGGCACUCCACCCCCUUGGAACAGGCUUGUUAUCAAAGACGUUGUUCUUCAAGCAGCCCCAGCGACAGUCCUGGAAGGCCCCUUUGGAUGCUGUGAAUGGUUUACAAGGUGGAUUCCCGUAUUUAUUGCAACUCUAUUUAAUCAUUGUCAGUGUUUGAAGUUAUAUUUAUUUGUGAGACUGUAAGUUCCACGAAGGCAGCAGAACACAGAGCCCCAUGCUUCUAUUUUAGCCCCGUGAUCCUUGCCACAGUAGGGGGCAGUGGACGGGCACUCAGCAAAUACUUAAUAAACUGGGUUUUUUGCUCGUCUUUGGAUUGUGGAGGAAUGAUGGGGGAUGCUGGGAUGAUGUAACAUUGAAUGUUAGGACAUGGAAACCACACUGUCUUGUGACAUCGGCAGGGAUAGCACUGGGGUGGGGAUGAGGGGCAGCAAUUUGAAAAGUAAACGAUGAAAGACAAAGUAUAGGUUAAAUGGCCCAGCAGGAAGCGGAUUCCCACUAAACCUUUCGUUUCCUGCCCAC
Microcebus murinus (gray mouse lemur) is the source of this 1808-nucleotide messenger RNA. The record is from RefSeq and is a predicted model, not a curated record. Lineage: Eukaryota; Metazoa; Chordata; Mammalia; Primates; Cheirogaleidae.